This is a messenger RNA of Python bivittatus (Burmese python), 1943 nucleotides long. The record is from RefSeq and is a predicted model, not a curated record. Lineage: Eukaryota; Metazoa; Chordata; Lepidosauria; Squamata; Pythonidae.
AUGGCGGCGCCGCUGCGGCUGGGUCGCGGCAUGGGUCCGGUUACUACCUGGGAGAGAUUGAAUCAGGUUCAAGAGGAGAUUGCAAAACUCACCAUUGAAAAAAAAAAAGUGAGCAGAGAAGUGUACAAUUUUACGCAAAGCCAUGAUGAUAGUACUUUACAGACGCUGCCUGUUUACAACGCCUUGGUGAAAGAGGGGAGGGAAAUCCGCCUUCGCCUCAAUGCGUUGCGCGAGCUGGAGAUUGAGUUGGAAGAAAAAUAUUAUCUGGAUGCCCUUAAGCUGCCUAACAGGAUUCACCCUGAUGUGCAAUUUGGAGAUGAGAAUGAACCACGGGUGAUGGAGAUCAUUGGAGAAAAACCAGAAUUUGAUUUCAAGGUAAAAGGACACCUAGAAAUUGGAGAAAAGCUGGAUAUUAUAAGGCAAAGGCGCUUAUCACAUAUUUCCGGUUUCCGAUCAUACUACCUCCGCGGGGCUGGUGCUCUGCUUGAGCAAGCUUUGGUCCAGUUCACUUUCUCCAAGCUGAUAAAAAAGGGUUUCAUUCCCAUGACGGUCCCAGAUUUGCUUAAAGGAGCUGUGUUUGAAGGCUGUGGCAUAUUACCUGAAGCCCAUUCCUCCCUGGUGUAUAGCAUAGACCCUUCCCGGUUUGAGGAUCUGAACUUGGCAGGAACAUCCGAAGUUGGAAUUGCAGGUUAUUUUGCAGACCAUGCUGUAGCUCUGAAAGAUAUGCCAAUCAGGAUAGUGUGUUCCAGCACCUGCUACCGAGCUGAAACUGAAACUGGCAAGGAACCGUGGGGGCUCUAUCGAGUGCACCAGUUCACCAAGGUGGAAAUGUUUGGGGUUACUGCCAACGAAACGGGUCUAGAGAGCAAUGCCUUGAUGGAGGAAUUUCUGGCCCUGCAGAAAGAGAUUUUCCUCGAGCUGGGCUUACACUACAAAGUUCUGGAUAUGCCCCCACACGAACUGGGCCUGUCUGCCUCCCGGAAAUUCGACAUUGAGGCCUGGAUGCCUGGCCGGAAGCAGUAUGGAGAGAUCUCCAGCCUCUCCAAUUGCACCGAUUUCCAGACCCGGCGGUUGAAUAUCAAGUACUACGACCAGAAUCAGCAGCUCAGUUUUGCACAUACUGUUAAUGGAACAGCCUGUGCAAUUCCCCGGAUGCUCAUUGCUAUUCUGGAGUCCAACCAACGCAAGGAUGGCAGCGUUGAGAUCCCAGCGGUCCUGCAGCCUCUGAUGGGCAUGGAGAUCAUCUACAAACCCCUCCACACCCCCUUGAAAUACAUUGGUCCCAACCAGGCCAAGAAAGACAAACAUCUCUAACCCCAGAAAAGCCCUGGAAAAACUAGAAUGACCCAGGACCCUCUAUCAGGUGCCGGACAUUGCUGCCCAAUGGGGCAGCCCCUCCUGAACAGAAAGAGCACUUCUACCACGGACUGGUGGUCAGAGAUGGCUCUGCCAGUGGCACGUCGUACCUGUUCACACGGUAAAAGUCACAAAUGAGGAAAGACAUUGGCUUGCUGCAGUUAUAUUUCUGAGUGCUACCCUUCUGGGUGGUAUCAGGACUUAGAGCAGACCAGCUUUCCCCCUUCUGGUGUCCUCCAGAUGUCUCCAUCAACCCCAGCUGGCAGAGCGUCUUUCCAGUGGAAGUGUCUGUUCAAGGAGCUGCCUGUUCUACACAGGAGGUGUGUCAGUUCUUGCUCGUUCCUCUCCGAAGGAUGGAGACCUCUUUCGGGGACUGGGAGGUCCCGGAGACGGGAGCAGGAGGUUUAUUUCAGCCUCCGGUUGCUGCUUCCUCAAUUCUGCACCCAUGUAAUUUUUUGUCCUCCGCUGUUUUUGUCCCUUGAAAUUCAUGGUCUUGUAAAUCUCAAACCACUGGGGGCUAGCUUGACCGGGAAUGAGUGGGGUAGAAAUAACGUAUGUAAAUAAAUAAACAAUUGGGGCGAUAUUUU